Molecule: messenger RNA, 2709 nt
Organism: Scleropages formosus (Asian bonytongue)
Lineage: Eukaryota; Metazoa; Chordata; Actinopteri; Osteoglossiformes; Osteoglossidae
Gene: cfap221
Product: cilia and flagella associated protein 221
Exons: 24
Coding region: 104-2641 (845 amino acids)
Biological process (GO): cilium movement; motile cilium assembly
Cellular component (GO): 9+2 motile cilium
Source: RefSeq, a predicted model, not a curated record
UGGACACUGACUUCGGAGCAGCAGCUACCAGCUAUGGCUUCAGCGCUUCUUUCCGUGGCCCAAUGAUUUUCGAGAAUGUAGGCACUGGGUCAGUGUGAUUACGAUGGAACUGGCUCCUUCGACUCCCGAGUCUUUCACUAGCAAUUUCAGGAAGAAGAUUCCUCUCCCUCUGGGCCAACUAGUGGAGGAAACCAGGAGAGGGACCAGUGUGCCACACCACCUUCUUGAAAGCAAGAUUUAUACCAAACUUCAGAGCAACAGCAUUAUCCAGGUGCAUCCUUCAGUGGUGCAUUUCAGUGGCUUUCAGCUGGGGAAAGUGUACCAGCAAGUUCUGAAACUCAUCAACAUUUCUUCUGAGGUCAUAAACAUCCAUAUUCUUCCCACACAAACCAAGUAUUUCAAAACCAAAUACACAAAAAAGUUUCGUCUGGUUCCAGGACUCUGUUAUACAGUAACGGUGCUCUUCUACCCUGAUGAAUGGCGAUACUUUUAUGACUGCAUUUGGGUCCACUGCCAGGAUGAUGAGAACCUGUUCGUCCCUGUCCACGCUUACCCUGUUAUCACUGACCUGCAUAUCCCAGCACACAUCAGCCUGUCCCCCAGUGCACUGGGCCAGAGUGUUAGCCGGUCAAUCACCUUAAAGUGCAGUUGCUCCGUUGACUUUGAGUUCCAGGUGCACUUCGUCCAGCCACACAGAGCCUUCUCUGUCCAGCCCCUCUCAGGAGUCAUUCCAGCCAAUGGAAGAGUGGAGGUUCUUGUCACAUUUACUCCACUUGAGUAUGGAACUAUGCAGACCACCCUGCAGGUGAUCAUCUCCCAGUUCAACUCUAAACCCUACAUGUGCACCAUCACUGGGAGCUGCUCUCCUCACCAGGUCAUCAGGCAGCAAGGAAAAGAAGCAGAGGAAGGAUUGCUACUGCAAAAGGAGAUCUUGGACCCCCAGUCUCUUUCUAUGGUGCAUCUCUGUAGGAUCAGGAAAAAACUAAGGCUGAAAACAACUCUUGACAGGUCAGAGGAAUCAAGGGUGUGGAGCAGAAAGGCUGUCGUGGAUGUGUCCACCCCUGCUGCCCUUGCCAAGGUGCUCAUGCGGAACACAGACAAGAUGAGCUACAAACCCACUGGUGAAGUCAUGCCACAAACCGAAAUGGAGUUCCAGACCAGGCAGGCAAAAGAAGCUUUAUUUGAAAGCAGGGUGUCUCAAGAUGUCCAGGAGGAGAGAUCAAAUCAUCUAAGAUGGCAAGUUCGCCUUGGGAAGGACCCUGUCUCUGCACAGACCAGGAAGAACAUUUUGGAGGAAAGAGAGAAGGCGAAUCAUGAAUAUAAGAUUAAAAAAGGAAAUGAUCAAGAUGAAGACUUAAGUAGGACUGAGCCCAGGAUGUCUACGGGACGUGUUCUGCGCAGUAUAAACCAGCUGCCCAGUUGUGUCCCACAGUUCCACAUGUACUACAACCACUCCUUGGAAAUUGGGCGCAGGGUGUUUCUCCUCUUCCAGCAGUCAGCACGCAAGGUUCUAAUCCGCUGCCGAAUGAACCACAGGCUUAUGACUUUGAGACCAUUGAUCCAGAAUAUGAAGAAGUUGUCCAGACUGAAGGGCUCUGCAGAGGGACCUGCGUGUGUCUCUAGGACCAAAGACUCGGAUGCUCCUCAGGAUAUAUCGGCUCUUCUGAAACUGUCUCGAGAUGAUGUUCUGCCCUUCACUUACCCCAUUUUUACUUCCAGCAGUCAGGAAGAUGAAUUUAACCCUGCUGCUUUCGGUCCAGUUCUUGUGAAGCCCACUGAAGUGCAGAUCAAGCCCAAUAUUCCUUUCUUCAAACUGAAGGUACCCCAACAAUACAAGCUCAAGGGCUAUAAACCUGUCUCUGCCUUUGAGGCUUCAACAAGCUAUAUCCACCAUGCUCUGGCCAGACCACUUAGAAAUGGAGCCCAGGAUGAGAUUUUGGCUAUGAUGAUCAGGCCAUCAUCUGAGUGUGACCCAGCAGAACAAGAGAAACAAGAGUCUCCAUGGGAGGAGUUACUUGGUCUGACGUUCAAGGCACCCCCUGGCCUGUUCAGAGCUCCAAAUACACACCCUCUCAGGAUUUUUAACCCUGCUCCUGGUCUGCUUUCCUACAAGUCGCCACUUCCCUACCUAGAGUGUGACCUGGAUUUCCACCUUUGCCCGCUUCCGAAGUAUGCUGCUGCCAAGGGAAAAGCUGCUUGGGUGCAUACAUCUGACACGCAGAAGAAAUUCUUGGACCGUAAGGAGGUGAUCCGGUGUUUAAUGACCUGGAAGAAGUUCCAGUCACCAGUUUUGUCUACUUUGUCCACCACCUCAACUUUGACCAAGCUCCUCGUCCCACGCAUGUCUGACCCCUUUAAUGAUGAUCUGCUUCCGGCUUCAGCGCCUCCUGCUCUCAACUGCCUCCCCGUGGAGCUUAAGGAAGAUCUGCUUGAUGGGCCGUCUGAGAACUGCACCAUGGCUCUUACGCUGGAAAUGAUAAAGGCUGAGUUUCCCCAGAUAGAAAUAUCCCUGCCGAGUGAAAGGGAACUGAGGCCUUACUACGUGGACCGACAGUGUCAGGCUUCAAAACUGGGGACCAGUGUGCAGGCAGCGCUGAGCACCCUCAAGGCUUUGGUCAAGACAGACUUCACAUAUGAAUGAUCUUCCACAAGAAGGUGGUACUUUAUUGUUGCCCCAGCACAUCAGAUUUGGAAUAUCAAACAUGUUUU